AAGGUGCCGGCGUCGCAGGGGCGGGCAUGGUUGUGCCGCAUCUGGCUGGACGUGCCCUCCUCGCGCCCGAGCAGGGAGCUGGUCGCGGGCUGUUGCGCCCGCUGGAUGGCUGACGCGAGGUCUCCUCUCGCGGACAAGCUGCCGUGCUUGUCGCUGAUGAGAGAGGAGAUGGAGCAGCGCAGCCGGCUCGAGGGGCACGCCUGGCUGAUCGGGCACCUGCUGGAGCAGGUCUGCCGCAGCCCGGUGGACCACUCGCCGGACCUGCAGCACCUGCUGUGGCUGCUGGGCGGCGCGCCCAGCCCGCAGCUGCUGCGGCCGCUGCUCGAGGGCCUCGCCCAGGAGCUCGAGAGACUAGCCAGCCUGUGGGUCAUCCUGUGCCUCUGGGUGCCCGAGCCCCAGCCUCCGCUGCAGGACGGGGCGCUGCCGCCGUGGCCCGCGGACGCCCCCGCGCCGCCGCACGCGCUGCUGUGCGCGGUGUUGGGUGCGUUCUGGCAGCUGGCCGCGGUCUCUGCAGGCGAUGCGGCAGCGGCGAGCCUCUGCAGGACCAGCCUGCUGACGCUGUGCGCAAUGGCGGCGUGGGGCGUGGGCAGAGUGGCCCAGGGAGCGGCGGAGUUGUUGCUGGCGCUGCACCGCAGGGGGCCGAGGCUGCCCGAGGAGGUAUGGGAGUCGGCGCGGCCCGUCGUAGAGCAGCAGCUGGCCGGGCUCUUCGCCGCGGCGGGCGAGCUGGCCGGCAGGCUGCGGGCUGGCGUAGCCAGUGGCGGCGGCGGCUGUGGGCAUCCCGCCGCGGGCGCGUUCCAUUCGGCGCCAGCGCUGCAGGCGGGCUUCAGGCCCGCAGCCGCCGCGCCGCCCGCGACGGCGCCGUCGCUGGCGCCCGCCGCCCCGUUCGGCGGCCCGCCCCCCGCCGCCGCGGGCGCGGGCAGGUUCCACUCGGCGCCCGGCGGGGCUGGCGGCUGCGGCUUCCAGGCUCUGCCGGAGGACAGCGAGGAGUUGCCGUACGACCCAGCUCACGUGGGCCUCCAAAACACAAAUAACACUUGCUACAUGAAUAGCUUUAUCCAGGCGCUGUUCAUGACGAACAGGUUUAUUUGGCGGAUAUUUUCUUUCAAGCUCAGGCUGAAGAAGAACCCCUCCAAAGUGGACAAGGAGGAUUUCCAGUUCGGGCGGAAGCUGGUGGAGGUGCUCCAGGAGCAAAUGGCAAAGAUGGCGCUUACGAAGCACAAGCACACCGACAUUUGGGAGCUCCUGCAGGCUUUUCCAGACAUCUACCGCAGCGGCGAGCAGCAGGAUGUCACGGAGACCAUCCGGUUCGUGUUCGACCAGCUGGGCGGCUUCGAGCAGGCACUCAUUCGCGAGGUGUUCGCGGGCGAGCUGGCCGAGAAAACGCAGUGCCAGGUGUGCGGGCACGUGAAGAGCCGACCAGAGACGUUCUCCGACCUGGUGCUGACCGUGCCCCCCGAAGAGGAGGCCAAGGCGUGGGGUACCAUCCCCACCACGCAGAUGCUGCUGGACGAGCGUCUCAAGUUCGAGAGGCUUGACGACGACGCCCUGCUCGAGUGCGAGACGUGCCAGAAGAAGCAGCCUGUCGGCAAGUGGGCCGAGAUCGUCUCCCCCCCCGCGCACCUCUGCAUCUGCCUCAACCGUUUCACCUUCAACAUGAAGACGUGCGACUUCACAAAGGAGAAGACGCCCAUUCGUGUUGACGGCGGUGUCCAGAUUGGUCAAUUCAGGUACGAGCUGUACUUUGUGAUCUUUCAUUCUGGCCAGACCGCCACCAGCGGCCACUACUACGCGAUGGGGAGGAGGUCGGAGCCGACGGCCUCGCAGGAUAAUCCGUGGAUGACCAUGGAUGAUUCGCAGGUGAAGCCGGCCGACAUGGCGCUCUUGUCGGGCGAGCAGCAGGAGAAAAAGAAGGACGACAAUCCUUACGUGCUCUUCUACCGCUGUGCUGAGGCCCCGCCCACGCCAGUCGCGCGGAUGCCGCGGGCGCUGGCCAACGAGGUGAAGAGGAAGGACAACGACAGGCAAGAGUCGUAGCGCAGCGGCGAGGCAACCCUGAUCAGGGCAACCCCGACGGCGUAGGCCAUAGAGUCUGGAAGGGUUACGGCCGAGCGAAUACAGACUCACCAUUCCCAGCGCCAAGGAGCAUCAGUCUCCGC
Molecule: messenger RNA, 2156 nt
Organism: Prorocentrum cordatum
Lineage: Eukaryota; Dinophyceae; Prorocentrales; Prorocentraceae
Source: the annotation of a GenBank genome assembly